Dichomitus squalens LYAD-421 SS1 is the source of this 2341-nucleotide messenger RNA. RefSeq names its product Pkinase-domain-containing protein. Gene Ontology annotation, molecular function: protein serine/threonine kinase activity; ATP binding. The transcript is spliced from 10 exons. Bases 97 to 1428 code for a protein of 443 amino acids. Gene Ontology annotation, biological process: protein phosphorylation. NCBI's taxonomy places the organism in Eukaryota, Fungi, Basidiomycota, Agaricomycetes, Polyporales, Polyporaceae. The record is from RefSeq and is a predicted model, not a curated record. Gene Ontology annotation, cellular component: plasma membrane; cytoplasm; nucleus.
GCCAUUGGUGCCAACGCGUCGCGUUUCAUCCGUCGCGUCGCGUCGGCGCCCAACGCGAAGGGGCUGUUCACGCUUGGCAGUCGGUCCAACGGCACAAUGACUAAGAACGGUCUGCUAUCUCCAGGGGAGAGUAUUCCGCCGAUGCCCGAUGCCAACGCGGUGUCCAAAACCAAAGACCGAGUCACAAAUGCGCAUACAUCCGAGGGUCCGGGGAAGAUCGCGUUCAGGAGGACGUAUUCCAGUCAUUCUAUCAAGGUCAAGUCGGUGGAGGUGGGUCCUGGGAGUUUCCAUAAGAUCAAAAUGCUGGGAAGGGGCGACGUUGGGAAGGUGUACCUUGUGCGGGAGAAGAAGUCCGGCAAGCUCUUUGCCAUGAAAGUCCUCUCGAAGAAGGAGAUGAUUGAGCGGAAAAAGAUCAAGCGCGCCCUGACGGAGCAAGAGAUCCUUGCGACGGCGAAUCACCCCUUCAUCGUCACGCUAUACCACUCUUUUCAAUCGGAGAAUUAUCUCUACUUUUGCAUGGAGUACUGCAUGGGUGGCGAGUUCUUCCGUGCGCUGCAGUCACGGCCAGGAAAGUGUCUCUCGGAGGAUGCUGCACGGUUCUACGCUGCGGAGGUUACGGCAGCGUUGGAGUACCUCCACCUGAUGGGUUUCAUAUACCGAGACCUCAAGCCUGAAAAUAUCCUAUUACACCAGUCUGGUCACAUAAUGUUAUCCGACUUCGAUUUGGCGAAACAGUCAAGCGAGCGCGGCGGUCGGCCCGCGACAAUACACACGGAGGAGAAUGGGACUCCCCUAAUCGAUACCCGAGCGUGCACGGCAGACUUCCGGACGAAUUCAUUCGUAGGGACGGAGGAGUACAUCGCUCCCGAGGUCAUCCAAACGUCGGGUCAUACCUCCGCCGUAGACUGGUGGACGCUUGGUAUCCUCAUUUAUGAGAUGAUCUACGCGACGACUCCGUUCAAGGGUGUCGAGCGAAAUGACACGUUCCACAAUAUAUUGAACUUACCUGUUCAUUUCCGGGACACGCCCAAGGUGUCACACGCUGGCAAGGACAUCAUCACGCGCCUCCUCGAUAAGCGAGAAUUUACCCGCCUGGGCAGUAAGAGCGGGGCCUCGGAGGUCAAGCAGCACAAGUGGUUUGCCAAAAUCAAUUGGGGCCUUUUGCGGAACACGCAACCUCCUAUCGUGCCCACAGCCUCGAAUGGUGUGGACGCGGUGAACUUCAGGCAAAUGCACGAGUCGAUGUCGCUGCAGCUCGAGAGGCAAGGCGCGCUGGAUACCCCAACCAAGGGCGUCGCGGGGUCAAGCUUGCCCGGGACCCCCGGUUUAGGGGAGAACGAUGGGCUAGAUUCAUCGCCACUGUCCAGGACCGUGGACGAGUUUAGCGCGUUCUCAAGCAUCACUCUGCAAUACGAUGGAGAGAGUUAGCACCGUGCGGCGCGCGCCUUCGUUCAGGUGCAUGCUGCGAGGUCGUUGAACGCGAGCAGUCUGCUGGCGUCGCUGGUGGUCGGAGUGGAAUGUCCCUAUCUAUUGGAGGCUUGCGCCGCUGUCGCGGGUUCAAGAUUGCCGGUCGUCCUAGGCUCUUUGAUUUGGUCACCGGAAGGCGUCCAGCAUGAACCGAUCGGCCUCCCGCGUGCCUCAUGCGCUAGGCUGGAUCGGAGCGCUGUCAAUGUCUCGAUCCAAACCAUACCAACCUUUCGGCUGGCUCGGUGACAUGGACGACAGCGCUUGCAUCAUUCAACUCCCUCAUACCCCUCAUCACUCGACAUCUCUCCGACUCCGGGCGGCUCGGGACUUGCUCUCAUGAUCGAUCUCACACGCGCAACUACAACGCACGCUCUACUCGUUGCUCCGUUCUCGCUCCCUAUCAUAUCGCCCACCCCUGCCGCUAUCGUUUCGCGUUGUCUGUUAUCGCUUAUUGUAUAUGUCUGCGUUGCGCACUUGUCCGGGCUCCUUGACGCACCUUUCUAGCAUCAUUCAUCAUUCCUCGUCGCACGUUUGGGUAGACUGCCAGUCGUGUGCCUGAACAGUCGGCGCAUCGCUCGCGCUGGGUGUUCAUGACGCAUGGCUGGCUCGGACGUUUUUGAUUGCUUUUGGGUCUCCUUCGUCGUCCCCACUAUGUCCUCGCAUCAUCCCCAACUUCCAAGCGUGUAACAUCAUCUUCGCCCUGCGUCGUCCAUUCGUUUGUCACCUCGCUCGUUCGGUUACUCUCUCACUGCCCAUUUGUACCAUCAACCACACGCAUAUCCACCCAUGCACACGUCCACGCUUCAUAUAUUGUUUCCAUUCAUCUCAUCCAAACGCAUACCGUACACGUAAAAUCACUAACUCAGGGUCUCCC